AUGGCUCCAGCCGCUGCUUCCGCUGCCACUUCCAUGGAUUACAAUGGAGAUUUCCAAGCUGGUUAUCAGGAAAUAGACGGCAUCAAUUUGGGUUACUUGCAGAUUAACGGCACGAGGAUGUUUGCUUUGACCCAGGUCUUCAGCGACCUUUUUAAGGACAUCCCUCGGGCCGCCGUGAGCAAAAAAAUGGAAAGCCUCAAGAUCCAGAGUCGCCGGUGCGACCUGAAGGAGCUGCGCACUCUCAAAGCGAUCCAGUCGGUGCCAAUGCGUGCCGUCAAGUGUUCCCUCAUCUCCAAGACCGAUCUGGAGGCCCUCUGCACCUCCUGCAAGGCCUUAACCCCCAGGAGGAGGAAGAGGAAGAGGAAAGUCAAGAGGAGGGAAGUCGAGGACCUGUUCGAUCGGCCUCGGUUACUCCCGGCGUUCGGUGGAUCCGACCACGGCACCUUUCGUGCCAGCUUGGGUGCCGACUGCGCCAAACGCGAAGCCCUCCUCGGAGCUCCGUUCGCGAAGAGCUACGAGAAAGCCGCGCCGCCUUCCAAAAGCUACAACCGGAACGGUAGAGGGCACCUCCUGGCCGGCGUCCUCAGCGCUUACCCCGGGGACUUGCAGUUCCUGCACUCCGCGGUCAGGGCGCACGGAACCAGUCAGCCGCCUCGCGAGCCGGAGGUCGGUCGCCCCAAGCGUUCCACUUGCGGGUGCCUGGCCAAGAAGGGUCGCUCAGCCUCUAUCGCCGGCUCCAAAAGGCAAGGCACGUCGGCUGGCUAUUCCAGCGAUUCGGAUUCCAGCGGUGCGUCAAGCCCGGCAAGUUCCAGCGAUUCUUCGGAAGAUGAGGACGACGACGACGACGAGGACGACGAAUCUUCCUGCAGCAGCGAAGACGGCAGCUCCUCGGGAUCAGAAAGUAGUUCCCUAUGCAGUGGCGACUCGGUGCAAAGCACGCGGUACAGACAGGCCGCCCUUCCCCGCAUCCCCCCGCAAACUGCAUCUUCCCAAGCCCUCCCCAACGUGGCCAAAGCACUGCGCCCAGACCCGAACCUGCUCUUCUGGGCCAGAACGUUGCGCGCCUCCACUUUGGAAAGUUUCAAGCCGGUUCCUCCCAGUACGCCCAAGGAGCCUCAGCAGGAGAGACCGGAGACUCGGAUAAGACCCGAGGCGAGGCAUUCUCCCGCUUCCCCAUCCCGUCCGAGCAGCCCCAGCGAAGGACCGCAGCCAAAGAACGGAGGCGUCGGGGAGGCGACGGAGUCGGGUCUCCGGGAAGGCGAAGAGGCCGACUUCCUGAGUUCUACGGACGGUCUCCGAGCCGGUGAGCAGGACAAGACUGAGGAAGCCGCGCUCCAGCAAAUCUCCGAGGAAGGGUCGGGCAGAGGGGCCCAUUUCGACAGGCUUAUCAGGCAGUCGAAACUGUGGUGCUACGCCAAAGGGUUCAACGUGGACGGGAAAGGCUUGCGCAGGGCCGACCAGGCCAAAGGGUGUUCCCCCACUUCCAAAGCCGGCCUCCUGACCCUGGCUAGCAGACCGCUGAAAGGAGGCAGCGACUCGGAAAGGAGCGCCAAGCGAAGUCGAGUCGAACAGGCCAAGGGGAGGCCCCCCAAGAUUCCGAGGAGGAAGACCCCGAAGGGGGGCACCCCGCCAUGUAAACGCUUGCUCAGCGCCAGUCCCGCGCCUGUAAGGAGUCCAUUUACUUUGAUGGGCACUUUUCCGUGUACGCCGGCCUUAGUCGUGGGUUCGGACGGGGAUCUGUGUCCUGCGUCGUCCCUGUGCGUCAAAGACUCGUGCGCCCUCUCCAAAACGCACCCACUGUGGACCUGGCAGCUGGGGGGCAAUGCCAUCCCCGUGCCCCCCAGCCUGAAAUUCCGGGGAUACGGUUUAGAAGACUUCUAGGUGGAAGGUUUAAAGUGGUUUAUGUGCAACAGUUUGUCUUUUGUGGCUGGAACAGUGUGGGUGGGAAAGGACAAAUAGAAUAUAUUCUGUCAAGAAAAGGAAAUCUGGUCUUGCAAUCUUAAAUAUAUUUACUUGGAAAUAACCUUUUUGGUUUCUGUGGCCUUUAAUUCCAAGUAAGUUAAGUGGUCAUAGCAUUUGGUGAUCUUUAAACUCACUUCCCCGAAGUAAGACUGGCUAAAAUAGAUAGAAGUUUUUUUUUAAAUAGAAAAAGUGCAAUCAAAUACAUAAUUACUCAGAAGGAAAUGUGGAACUUAACUGUGUUAAGUGGCAGUAAGUUUGAAGCCUAAAUGUUUUAAAGCAAAGAAUGGACUUUUGAUUUCCAGAUGGCUCAAGUUUUUUUUUAAAGAACCCUCAAGACCUCCAUCACAUGGAAUUUCUGACAUUCCUUUACUUUUAAAAGAGCAAUGGCUUUAUUUUAAAGAGCCCGUCCAAUCAGCAAUUCUUAAUAAAUUGCACACCUUUCAAAAUAUAGAAAUUUAAAUCUUACUUGACAACAGGCCUCCGAUGUAUAGGGAGCCAAAGUAAAUGAUUAAAAAGAAAUGUUAGUAGUAAGAGACUUGAAAAUAAAACCCAGUAUAGAUAUUUAACUUUUAUUCUUUGGUUGAGGACACAAUAUUUUUGUUUAUGUUGCACAUUUAUACUGUAGGGAGCUGUAAUAACAGUAGUUUUUUUUAAAAAAAGA
This is a messenger RNA of Candoia aspera, 2623 nucleotides long. RefSeq names its product elongin BC and polycomb repressive complex 2 associated protein (gene EPOP). The transcript has a single exon. Lineage: Eukaryota; Metazoa; Chordata; Lepidosauria; Squamata; Candoiidae. The record is from RefSeq and is a predicted model, not a curated record. Gene Ontology annotation, biological process: neuron fate commitment. The coding region runs from base 1 to 1881 and encodes 626 amino acids.